AUGUCACCAUCAGAAAAAGAAGUUCAUGUCCUAAUGGUGUCAGCGGCCUUUCAGGGCCACUUGAAUCCAACAUUCAACUUCGCAAAACGCCUUGCAUCAAUGGGUGUUCAUGUUACUCUCACGUUGACAGAAGAGGCACGACAUAACUUCAAUGUCUCCACCAAAGCAAACGAAAAUUCCCAUAACGGAAACAUCCAACUGGAGUUCUUCUCUGAUGGCCUUAACCUUAACUUCGAUCGCAACAAGGACACUGCCACCUUUCUUGCUUCCAUAGAAACCACCGGAGCCAAAAACCUUUCCAACCUUAUCUCCCACUUAAGCAAAGACCGAAACUACUCUUGUAUGAUUAUAACUCCCUACGUGCCAUGGGCUGCAGAAAUAGCAGCCACACAUGGCAUCCCUUGUGCCAUGCUUUGGUUCCAAGCUUGUGCACUCUAUUCCAUUUAUUGUCGCUAUGUAUGCAAAACAAAUCAUUUUCCCAAUGUUGAGAACCCCAAUGAGACUCUAGAAUUGCCUGCACUGCCACCAUUAGAGGUUAGAGAACUUCCAAGUUUUUUACUUCCCUCGUGCCCUCCCUACUACAAGAAACUGGUUUGGGAUUUUCAUCGAGUCUUGGAUAAAAUAAAAUGGUUUUUGGGAUCUUCCGUUUACGAGUUUGAAGAAGAGAUAGUGAAGUCAAUGGCUUCAUUGUUUCCGAUUUUGACUAUUGGACCACUUGUGUCACCGUUUCUGUUGGGAGAAAAAGAAGGUGAAGGCGAUGGUCUAAGUGCGAAUUUAUUGAAACCCGAAUAUUCUUGCCUAGAGUGGCUCGACAAUAAGCCACCUAAUUCGGUUAUCUACGUGGCAUUUGGUAGCUUAACGGAGCUGUCACAGAAGCAGAUAGGUAACAUAGCCACGGCUUUGAAAAAUACGAAUAGAGCGUUUCUAUUGGUGAUUAGGAAAAAAGAUGCUGAAUUUCCAAGAGGAUUUUUGGAAGAAACCAAAGGGAGGGGACUAGUUGUGACAUGGUGCCCACAAGAGAAGGUGUUAAUGCACCCUGCUGUGGCUUGCUUUGUGAGUCAUUGUGGGUGGAACUCAACACUUGAAGCAGUGACUGCUGGUGUGCCUGUGAUUGCUCAUCCAGGUUGGUCUGAUCAGCCAGUAAACGCAAGGCUCGUGCAAGAUGUUUUCAAAACUGGCGUGAAGAUGAGGUUUGGGGAAGAUGGAAUUGUCAGCACAGAAGAGGUGCAAAAGUGUAUUAAAGAAGUCAUGGAGGGCCCGAAGGCUGAGGAGUUUAAGAAGAGAGCGAUGGAGUUGAAAGUGGCAGCUAGGAAAGCAUUGCAAAAUGGUGGAUCUUCUGAGAGGAAUAUCAAUCAGUUCCUCACUGAAAUUGCUAGGAAUUCCACUUAG
Gastrolobium bilobum is the source of this 1389-nucleotide messenger RNA. Its product is annotated as UDP-glycosyltransferase 84B1-like. The transcript has a single exon. The record is from RefSeq and is a predicted model, not a curated record. NCBI's taxonomy places the organism in Eukaryota, Viridiplantae, Streptophyta, Magnoliopsida, Fabales, Fabaceae. Bases 1 to 1389 code for a protein of 462 amino acids. Gene Ontology annotation, molecular function: UDP-glycosyltransferase activity.